AUUGCGUGUUGUCGCUUCGAUGGUCGGACGUGUUCUGACGCGAGCGCCUUGCGCGCGCGUUUCGUGGAUGACGUUUCGUUUGACGUUUUGACGUUGGCAGCUGCUGUCACUUCACAGUGGGCGCAGGGGUGUGCGCGCGGUGGGGUUAGCACUUCGGUGACACCGAACAUGCUCAAAAUUACAUCCUGAACCCUUGAAAAAUAUAAAAAAAAUCGAAAAAUAAAAUUUGGGCACUAGAGGGUUAAGUUUUAUAUUCAAAAGAUUAAUUAUAAAAUUAAUUCUGAUAUUCAAAAUUUAAACAUUUAAGGAAAAAAUAAUAAGAAGUAAGAUUUCAGAAAAUUCGAUAGGUCAAACAAAUUUUAAUUUCUUUUUCAGGUAUGUUCUGGAGCAAAAAACCACAGAUGGUGCCAUCGUCUACACCAAGCAACCAAAAAGCUUCACUGACUUCAUUUAGCAUGAAUGCAGUUACAGCAGCUGAUUUCUUCAAACUUUUGAUUACCCCUGAAAUGGCUGAUGCGAUUGUGAAGUAUACGAAUCUGCACGCUGAGCAGAACGGGGAGAAGAAUUGGAAGAUGUUCACAGUGAACGAGUUUUAUGCUUACAUCGCUUUCCAAAUCGUUAUUGGUUAUGAAAAACGCCGAAAGUGUGCCCUCGCCCGUCUAUAUACUACAGAACCACUUCAUCGCCAACCGAUUUUUAGUACGAUUAUGGCAAAAACACGGCUCGAAGCAAUAAUCCGAAACAUACGUUUCGAUGAACGCGCUACGCGCCAGAAAAGGAUCAGCGAAACAGGUGAUCGUGCAGCAGCCAUUCGCGAAGUUUUUGACGCUUUCGCGGAUAAUUGCGCUAAAGCUUAUGAUCCUUCGGGUGUCGUAUGUGUGGACGAAAGGGUGGUCCCGUGCCGAGCCAAAUGCGGUAUCCUCGUAUUCAUUGAGAACAAACCAGGUGGGAAGGAAGGAGUUAAGGUUUUUCUUGGCGCUGACUUGGAAAAUUCCUACGGCUUCUUUUUUCAAAUAUAUUUUCCUGGUAAGUAAUGAUUGUACAGUCGACUCUCUGGCUGUCGACAAGGAGAGAGUCCACUGUAUCAUAUUUCUGGAAUAUAUCGCAUAUCAUGUUUUUGAAAUGUGGCAAUAGUUUGUUAUAUCUUUUACAUUUUUAAAACUACAGGAUCUCAUCUAUUGUCGAACAACUACAUACCACCACCACCCAAGAAGCGGAAAUCUACCCCGAAAACGGUUCCUACCGCUAACAAAAAACCUCGCGAGGAGAAACAAGGGAUGCGUGUCGUUCUUGAUGCAACGGAGAGGAUACAGGGCAGUGGGCGCGAAGUGGUCGUAGAUAAUUUUUUUACGUCGGUUGAGGCUGCGAAAAAGUGCAGGGAACGAGGCCUGUUCCUUACCGGAACUCUCCGCAAGUGCAAACCAGAUAUACCUCGAGAAAUGCUCCCCUCUAGAACGAGAACAGUGCACAGUUCUAUUUUCGGUUACAAUUCUGACCUAACGAUCACGUCCUAUGUUCCGAAGAAAAAUCGUGCUGUCGUGUUUUUGAGUAACAACCCCAACCUUUGUGGAGUGGGCGAAACAACUUCUAAAAAGAAGACUGUUGUAAAUCUACACUAUAACGUCGGAAAGGCGCCAGUCGAUAAUCUCGAUAAAUCGACCCGAGAGUUCUCAACUGCGCGAAAAACGAAACGAUGGCCAAAUCGGAUGAUGAUGGACAUUGUGGACCUCGCAAUGCAUAAUGCUGAGAUUCUGCACCACUUGAAAUACCCGGAAUGGAGAGCAUCAACCCGGCAGAGCCGAUUUAAGUUUUUUCAGAAACUGUCGUACGAGCUGGCGUACGAUUAUGUACGAUCGCGUGCGGAUGCCGCCGUUGAUGGAUGCAUUCACAACGACCUGAAGCAAGAUUUUCAAACGUUUUUCGCUGAAUUUGAACGACUGUCUACAUAUGAAUCAGAAGCAACGUAUAAGGCAAUGUGCGUUAUAUGUACUGGUGAUAAGGAACUGAAGCCGUGCACGAAGUGCGAAGUUUUGGUUUGCCAAAACCAUCAGCGCUCUAAAAUGGAAUAUCUUUGCGUAGGCUGCCAAGGUGAAACUCUCAACAACCGAGGAAUUGAGACGAAGUCAAUGUGCUACUACUGCGUGGAAGAAGUUAAACGGAGCCGAGUGAAAUGCUCAACAUGCAAAGUUUGCUGCUGCGACCAACACCGUGCCGAAAUAUCAUUCAAGGUGUGCCCUGAUUGCCGAUCCUAAAAUAUCGUUAAAAGUGAUGUCAGAACUAAACUAAAAUCAUUCUAAAUCAGCGCUAAAUGUUUCAUCGUUUGACAAAGAAUAAACCAGCUAGAUUUACCAUAAAAGAAAACAGAAGAUUAUUUCAAUAAUUUUGACAUGCAUCGUUUGAACAUUAUAGCAAUUAUAACGGUACAACCAAAUCGGUUAAAAUUUAUCACGAAUAGAUUGUUGAGAUUAUUUGAAGAAUUUUGACAUGUCGCAUGGCAUAAUUUGCAGCGAUAACACUGAAUCGGUUCAAACCGGUAUCGGUUAUUUGAACCGGUUCAACUAAAUCGGUUAAAAUUUAUCACGAAUAGAUUGUUGAGAUUAUUUGAAGAAUUUUGACAUGUCGCAUGGCAUAAUUUGCAGCAAUAACACUGAAUCGGUUCAAACCGGUAGCGGUUAUUUGAACCGGUUCAACUAAAUCGGUUAAAAUUUAUCACGAAUAGAUUGUUGUGAUUAUUUGAUGAAUUUUGACAUGUC
This is a messenger RNA of Culex pipiens pallens (northern house mosquito), 2753 nucleotides long. RefSeq lists its product as uncharacterized. Lineage: Eukaryota; Metazoa; Arthropoda; Insecta; Diptera; Culicidae. Bases 1278 to 2252 code for a protein of 324 amino acids. The record is from RefSeq and is a predicted model, not a curated record. The transcript has 2 exons.